Chiloscyllium plagiosum (whitespotted bambooshark) is the source of this 1512-nucleotide messenger RNA. RefSeq names its product meiosis/spermiogenesis associated 1 (gene meig1). Lineage: Eukaryota; Metazoa; Chordata; Chondrichthyes; Orectolobiformes; Hemiscylliidae. Gene Ontology annotation, cellular component: nucleus. The record is from RefSeq and is a predicted model, not a curated record.
CUAAAUGAAGGAGGGAGUGAUCUUGAACAGGGACUAGUUCAAUGGGGUUGCCCAGGGAUCAGCUUUACAACAACUGCUUUUUUCAGUGUAUACUGAUGACAUGAACAAGUGUGUGCACAGCACAUUUUCAAAAUUUUGCAUAUGUUACAAAAUGAAGAAACAUUGUGAACUGUGAGGCGGAUGGUUAGGAUCUGGAAAUGCAGUGCCUGAGUUUAGUGCAGACAGGACAAAUUGAGAAUUUUAAGAGGAAACUGGAGUAUCCUCUGAAAAGGAGGGAUGUGCAGGUUUAUGAGGACAAAGCAGAGGACAAGCACCAGGGGAAUACCUCGUUCAGAGAGCAAGCAGAAACUCAACAGGCUGAAUGGUUUCCUUUGUGUGCUGUAAUUAUUCUGUGAAUCUAUAUGACUCCUUCCCACUUCCCCUUCUCUCUUUCUUCUAUCCUCAAUAAAGCAGCAGUCACUCAGCGCUGCUUUAGACUAUCAGCUGAGACUCUAUACUCCACCUAGGAGGAAUAGUAGACUAUUUUCUAAAUUACAUCCAGCCUGCGAUACUGCCAUCGUUGAUAUAAAGCAAUGAGCAAUUUUUAGCACGUUCCUGUAAUUCCAUGUGGAGCUCUUUUGCAUUCUAAGUCCAGUCGGGGAUUUCAGUGAAUUUAUUACAUCCCCUCAUGACACCGGUGCCCAGUUCGUUCAUUUUUUAAAAAAUAGCAAGCCUGCUCCGAAUCUAAUUGCUGGAAGCCUCUGGGACAUAAUACUUUCCCUUUCUACUUGGAUGUUAUGUUCAUUCUCACUCCCAGACAGCCAACCUUAUGUUUUUUCUCUCUCUCUCUCUGUUAACUGGCGUUCGAAUGCCAUCAGUGAAUUGCCCGGGUGUUAGUGGGGAAAAUGCUUUAUUUGCAUUAAUCCUAUGGAAUGAGCUUGCUCAUGUUCUGUCUGAUUGAAUGAAUACCGAUCAGCUGAUUUAGAAUUGUCCUGUGACGCUCCACAUGUGGUUUCCCACUAGACCGGAAGAAUAUUCUCUGCUACAUUGUCGCGUCAUGUGUUGCCUGGUUACAGGUGACAACAACACACCAGCAACCUCCAACGUCUCACGAACAGGAUAAAGUGACAGUCUAGCCUGUGUUGUCUCUGUGUGGGAAUAACUUAUUGAGUUGGUUUUCAAGGGUAUUUAUUACAUUAUGUCUUUGAGAGACUUUGGAACCCAAGGGCAGGAAGUGAAACCUAAAUUUAUGAGUCGUGCCAAGCAAUGGACUGAAGAAAUAGAAAAUUUAUACAGAUUUCAACAAGCUGGAUACAGAGAUGAAAUUGAAUACAAGCAAGUAAAGCAAGUAGAUGGGGUGGAUCGUUGGCCAGAUACUGGGUAUGUGAAAAAACUUCAAAGACGAGAUAACACAUUUUAUUACUACAGUAGAAAAAGAGAAUGCGAGGACAAAGAAGUCCAGAAAGUCAAGGUUUAUGCCUAUUGAUCAAUUCUUGUUUGUCACACGUUUGCGUCUAAAUAAAUCAAAUCAAC